CGCACUGUGUAUGUUGCUCAUCUCUUUUUAAAUAAGCGAUUCCCUUGUUGUCGUUAUAUACACAUACAUUGUAUGUCGGCCAGAGCAGAUGUGACACCAGUGGACGUGGUCCAUCUGGCAAAAGAAAUAUACGGACUGACAGUAACAGACUUGAAGGAACUUCCCGGUUUUGAGGACAGAAAUUUCCUUGUUUCCUGUGAACCGUCCCCGCCCAUCCACGAGGACAAGCAAACUGUACCGGAUGCUCAACAGAAGACCUCGGGGCAAUACGUGAUAAAAAUUUCAGGAUCGAGAGACAAACAAGAUGAUUCCAAGUUAGAAAAGCAGAGAUUAAUUAUGAAUUUUCUGUCUUGUGAACACUUUAUAUGUCCUAAAUAUGUAAAAACUAAAUCGGGAAGUUGGUUCGAAUGGUACGACCGUGGUAAUGGCCCAAUGCGCGUGCGGAUGCUGACCUAUGUACCCGGCGAUACUCUUAUGGACCACUGGGAAGUGCUGUCUGCACGUGAUACACUGACAACACUGGGUGAAUUUGUUUCAAAAUUACACCUAGUACUUGAGAGGCUGACCCAGUCCGGUGAUGUCCAGGUAGACGUAGAUACACUAAAUCCUUGGAGAAUGGACAACUUUCUCUGUCUCAAAGACUUUCUGGACGAAAUACAAGAUGUGAAAAAGAGGCAAACGCUAUCAGAUAUACUCAAACGAUUCCAGGAGGAGGUGCUAUGCAAAUCAGAUAGUCUAUCUUCAGGGAUAAUACACGGUGACAUUCACGAUAUGAACAUCAUUAUCCAUGUAGAGAAUGGAAAGAUCCGUCCAAUACACCAGCCGGCAAAAGAAACAGAUUCUGAUCGUGUCAAAAACACGUUUGGAAUAAUCGACUUUGGUGACGUCACCUUUUCUAAAUACGUGUUUGAGGUAUCCAUGGUAAUAAGAGACGCCAUUGUAGACGUGAAGUCGAUGGACCCUAUCGAAAUAGCUGGUCAUUUUCUUGGAGGGUAUCUUAAACACAGACUGCUCAACUGUGCCGAAUUGGACGUUCUCUUUGUGUGUAUUCUGGUUGCCCUUUGUCAGUACGGAGUUCUUGGGGAACACGAAUACAAACUUCAACCUGACAACGAGUACACAAAGCUUGGUGCUGAAGACGCUUGGAAACAUCUGGAAGUUCUUCAAAAGAUGGACAAAUUACACGUGAUAAAGACAUGGUCAACUUUGUUGUCCUCUACAUAUGAUCUAGUAUUAUAACACCGAACUUUACGGAAUUCGUGUCAUAGGAAAGUAUAUUUGGUCCAUAGGAUUUAAAUUUACAAGGAAAACACAUCAGUUAUUUAAAUGUGUAAAACAUUUUUGUACGGGAUUAAAAUGCAACAUUGAUUCCUGAUUUUAGAGCAAUUCACUUUCAUGUUAUUGAAAUCCGACAUGAAGGGAGUUACAUAUAAUUGAAAAAUGAGUCCUUUCUUCAGUGGUGAAAAUAAUAGCAUUUUUAUCAAACUUUAAAUACACUAAUACAGCAUCAAAAUGAGAGGGAAAUGUUUCAUGUUUCCUUGAUAGCUGAUGUUUGGGCUUUGCUCGAAAUAUAAGAUGUUUGGGUUGUGCUCGAAACAUUAGUCAGAUUACCAACAAGGACGUCUGUUCGCACUUGCUGACGUCCUAAACCGGAAAUAGUAUACACACAAAGGUGUUCCGCACAAAAAAAUAGUCCGUCAUAAGUAUAUUAUGAAAUAAUGAAAAAAAUACAUUUUUGUGAAUAACUAUACCAUUCUAAGCGUAAAUAUGGAUAUGAAGAAGCCAACGGCAAUACUUUUGUUUUAAAAAUAUCUUUCUACAUAGUUAUAAGGUGUAUGGUAUUCCUCCGCGCAAAUCUGCUAUUUGUUUACGCUUGUCAAAGGCCGAUGAUCUCUAUGAUAAUUAAGCUUAGAAGUCAGUUACAACAUAUGCUAUUAAGUUGACUGUUUAUGAAUGAACAAUUAUAUAAGGUACAUGUAGUAGUAUAUACAUAAUAAUCAGUUUAUCACGCAAUGUUUUCAGGGUUUGCCAGUGGCCUUCCGCAUCGUGUGAUUGUCUCUAAAUCUGUCUGCAGCCUGGAUCAUAAAUCUUUUGGCCCUUACGUUUUCAAACUUUGAUAGACGCGGUCACAUAAGAGAGCCAAACUCUUCAUAUUCACUUCGUUGUUCAAUUGACAAAGUCACUGCGUCUGAACAUGACUUCACACUUUCCAGUGCACUUCCAAAUGAAUCUAAAAUAUGACAGUCAUUUUUUUAUCACUUUUUACAAUGUACUUCAAAAUGCAUUGUGGAGUUUUGACUUGUAUGCAUAGUUACUUAAAAUUUCAGAGACAUGGGUUAAAAGGUCAAGAGUACUUUAAAAUACAUUCCAGUCCAAAAAUCUAUUGCUUAUUCUUUUAGAAAUUUAUGAACAUUAUAACCUAUUCAAGGACCACCAACGCUACUUAUAUUGUAGUUUAGAACAUAAGGAAAAUUUCACUAAGACAUUAAUGUUGGCUGAGAUGUGAUCGGUGUCAUCACUGAACUUGUAAUGAUAUAUGGUCUUCCUAACAAUAACGUCACUGAUCGCUUAUAUAUAGUUAUCGACGAUCAUAAAUUUAUCGUAACUCUACACUUAAGAUACAUUGAUAUGGUACAAUUGUUUGCCACCUGUUUUAAAACUUUCCAUAGUUUAAUGUUGUAUAAUAAUUGUUGCAUAAUAAUAUGUCCGGUAUAGAGGUCAGUAGUGUGUCGUCAGUAUAUAUCUGAUUGGCUAUUGUGUUGGCGCGCAAUACCUUUGUAGGACUAGGUAGACGAGAGAGCGACGACAACGACAACGGACAAGAAUAUAAGUGAGGUAUAAACUCGAUUUCUUGAUUUACAAACUUACCUGUCGAUCUUUUCUAUUUGUCCUUUCUGCUGUCCGGCGUGCGGUAUUUCCCGCGAGCAGUAUCUGAUAU
Molecule: messenger RNA, 2938 nt
Organism: Mizuhopecten yessoensis (Yesso scallop)
Lineage: Eukaryota; Metazoa; Mollusca; Bivalvia; Pectinida; Pectinidae
Product: hydroxylysine kinase-like
Exons: 5
Coding region: 73-1239 (388 amino acids)
Molecular function (GO): amino acid kinase activity
Source: RefSeq, a predicted model, not a curated record